AUGUCAGGCAGCCCCAGUUCACCGACAUCGCCCGCCAAUGAUAGGCCACAAAGUCCGGGGGAGGCGGGCGCCUCGGACAUGGUCGUCAACGCGAACGGAAAGCGUCGUCUAACCGAAGAGGAAAAGAGGGAAAAUCACACUCGUUCUGAGCACAAGAGAAGAGAGACCAUACGCGGCCACUUUGAGAGGAUAUGUGCCAUCGUUCCAGAACUUGAUAGCUCAAUGUCACGAUCCGAGGCUCACGUGAUUGUGAUGUCGCAUACCUAUAUCAAGGAGCUCAAGGCAAGGAGACGAGCGCUUGUUGAGUUUUUGAGGUCCAAAGGGGUUGACAUUGACGAAAGCAAACUGAGGUGA
This is a messenger RNA of Pyricularia pennisetigena, 354 nucleotides long. RefSeq lists its product as uncharacterized. The transcript has 2 exons. The record is from RefSeq and is a predicted model, not a curated record. Gene Ontology annotation, biological process: regulation of transcription by RNA polymerase II. Lineage: Eukaryota; Fungi; Ascomycota; Sordariomycetes; Magnaporthales; Pyriculariaceae. The coding region runs from base 1 to 354 and encodes 117 amino acids. Gene Ontology annotation, molecular function: protein dimerization activity; DNA-binding transcription factor activity, RNA polymerase II-specific; RNA polymerase II cis-regulatory region sequence-specific DNA binding.